UUUUUUUUUUUGGAAGUUCUUUAUACUAAAGUAUCAAAAAUAUGGCACUUCCUAGAUUACAUCGAGCAGCCUUUACUCCCGAUGAAAUUGAAUUUAUUGCUGGAAACGAACUUAUUAGUAUUGUACCUCUUUAUAAGAUGCCUGCUUUGAAAAUGAUUCAGGCUACUUAUGGUCCUUUUCGUCCUCCUUUACCUACUAAAGUACCAUUAUGGCUUGCUCUUAGUAUGAAACAAAAUCAAAAGUGUAAAUUGAUCCCUCCCACUUGGCUCACUAUAGAACACCUCAAAGAACGUUUGGAACAAGAAGAAACAAAGGAUGAAUUUUGUUCUUUACCUUUUAACUAUAUGGAGAUUUCACACAUGUUAUUGGAAAGUGCUUCAGACGAUAUUCCUAAUGCAGAACAAGUACGAAAAUUACUCAAAGAUUUACGAGAAACGCGUCAAUCAAAAGCUCGUGUUGGUUUAGAAGCUCUAGAUGAUCGAUGGCUAGGGAUGCACAACUUGUCAUUUAUGGAAAUCAAUGAAAUUCGACCUUUCUUCUCUCGUGCCUUUGAUGAAAUGCGUAAAUUGGAUUUCAAAGCUGAUACCUAGAAUAGAUUUAUCUAUCAAUCAUUCUUCUCAUCAUAUAUUUGUGUAUACAUUCUUAUUCUUGUAGAUAGUUUUUCUUAUUCAUCCAACAUAACCCCCCCCCCCCCCAUUUUAUAAAAAAGUAAUCAAAAGCAUCUUCUAAAUAAAGUACCAUUGACACUCAGUGUAACAUU
Molecule: messenger RNA, 760 nt
Organism: Halteromyces radiatus
Lineage: Eukaryota; Fungi; Mucoromycota; Mucoromycetes; Mucorales; Cunninghamellaceae
Product: DNA replication complex GINS protein PSF2
Exons: 5
Coding region: 42-590 (182 amino acids)
Biological process (GO): DNA replication; double-strand break repair via break-induced replication
Cellular component (GO): GINS complex; nucleus
Source: RefSeq, a predicted model, not a curated record